Molecule: messenger RNA, 6579 nt
Organism: Malassezia japonica
Lineage: Eukaryota; Fungi; Basidiomycota; Malasseziomycetes; Malasseziales; Malasseziaceae
Gene: POL2
Product: DNA-directed DNA polymerase
Exons: 2
Coding region: 1-6579 (2192 amino acids)
Biological process (GO): DNA replication proofreading; mitotic cell cycle; nucleotide-excision repair, DNA gap filling
Cellular component (GO): nucleus; epsilon DNA polymerase complex
Molecular function (GO): DNA binding; single-stranded DNA 3'-5' DNA exonuclease activity; zinc ion binding
Source: RefSeq, a predicted model, not a curated record
AUGUCGUCGGCGCUCUCGCGUUCGAACGAGGCGAACGCUGCGUCGCAGCUCGAAGAGCGGUUCGCCGCCGUGCGUGAGCACGACGCGAUCGACGAGCGCAUGGGUUUCGGACGCCUGGACCAGGGCGAGACGAAGCAGGCAUGGCUUGUGAAUAUGCAUCCGACGCUCAUUGCGGAUGAGCAACAUCCGGGCGGCAAGUCGGGUGUGGACUACUACUUUAUCCAGGACGAUGCGUCCAUGUUCAAGGUGACGAUCGUCUACCAGCCCUACUUCCUGGUAGGAUGCUACGCAGGAACCGAGUCGGUGGUCGAAGAGUGGCUGAAGCGCCGCUUCGAAGGCAUCGUGCAUUCGGUCGAGCGGAAACAGGUCGACGACCUGAAGCUCGCCAACCACCUCAUCGGCAACCAGCGCAUCGUGCUCCAGCUGCGCUUCCAGAACGUACACGACUUGCUUGCCGUGCGCCGCGAGCUGCUGCCGCUUGCUGAAAAGGCGCAGCGCGAGGUGUCGGCCGUGGAAGCCUACGCAAAUGUCCUGCAGGACUCGAGCGCGUCGGGUGACAUGCCCGAGUUCCAUGUGUCGCUGGACGAUGCGCCGCGCUCGGGGCCGCAGAAGCACGCACGCUCGGGCGGUCGGAGUCCGGAGCAGUGCGUUGUGGCACUGUUCGAAUACGAUGUGCCGUACUACCUCCGUGUGGCAAUCGACAACAACAUUCGUGUUGGACUGUGGUACGAUGUGCGCUUCAUCGAGGGUAUCGUCGAGUUGCAGCCGGUGCCGGAGCGCGUGAAGCGUGCCGACCCGGUAGUGAUGGCGUUCGAUAUCGAGACGACCAAGCAGCCGCUCAAGUUCCCCGACGCAGAGUCAGACGUCGUGAUGAUGAUCUCGUACAUGAUCGAUGGCCAGGGAUUCCUCAUUACCAACCGUGAGGUGAUCUCGGAAGACAUUGACGACUUUGAGUACACGCCCAAAGACGAGUACGAGGGGCCGUUUAUCAUCUUUAACGAGCCGGACGAGGUGUCGCUUCUGCGCCGCUUCUUUGGCCACGUCCAAGAGGCGCGGCCGACCGUCAUUGCGACGUACAACGGUGACUCGUUCGACUUUCCGUUUGUCGAGACGCGCGCCAAGAUGCACGGGCUGGACAUGCAGCAGGAAAUCGGGUUUGCGAUGGACUCGGACAACGAGUUCAAAAGCCGCCACUGCGCGCACCUGGACUGCUUCCGGUGGGUGAAGCGUGACUCGUACCUGCCGCAGGGCUCGCAGGGUCUCAAGGCCGUGACCGUCGCCAAGCUCGGCUACGACCCGAUGGAACUCGACCCUGAGCUCAUGACACCGUACGCCUCUGAGCAGCCCCAGACCCUCGCACAGUACUCGGUUUCGGAUGCGGUCGCGACGUACUACCUCUACAUGAAGUAUGUGCACCCUUUCAUCUUCUCGCUGUGCAACAUUAUUCCGCUGAACCCCGACGAGGUGCUGCGCAAGGGAUCCGGCACGCUCUGUGAGACACUGCUCAUGGUUCAGGCGUACAAAGGCGGUAUUCUCAUGCCGAACCGCCACCAGGACCCGAUCGGCAAUACGUACGAAGGCCACCUGCUCGAGUCCGAGACCUAUGUCGGUGGUCACGUCGAGGCGCUUGAGGCAGGCGUCUUCCGCAGUGAUAUUCCCACCGACUUCCGCCUGGAGCCAGAAGCGCUGCAGACGCUUAUUGAUGAGCUCGACGGUGCGCUGGAAUUUAGCCUGCGCGAAGAAGGCAAGAUUGCGCUCGAAGACGUCGAGAACUACGACGAGGUCAAGAGCGGCAUCCAAAAGAUGCUCGAGGAGCUCCGUGACCAUCCCAUUCGCCAGGACAAGCCGCUAAUCUAUCACUUGGACGUCGCCGCGAUGUACCCCAACAUCAUGUUAUCCAACCGGCUGCAGCCGGACUCGGUCGUGGACGAGGGAACGUGUGCGUCGUGCGACUACAACCGCCCUGGUAUGCAGUGCGACAAACGCAUGAAAUGGGCAUGGCGUGGCGAGUACUUCCCUGCGAAGCGCGACGAAAUCAACAUGAUUCAGCACGCGCUGGACAUGGAGACUUUCCCUGCCAAGGACCCGCGCGGAAAGCCACGCAAGUUUGCCGAGCUGAGUCCCUCGGAGCAAUCCGCACUGCUCCAACGCCGUCUCGCAGACUACAGCAAGAAGGUGUACAAGCGUGCCCACGAUACCAAGACGGUCGUCCGCGAGGCGAUCAUCUGCCAACGCGAGAAUCCCUUCUACAUCAACACGGUGCGCGACUUCCGUGAUCGUCGGUACGAGUACAAAGGCCUGCACAAGACCUGGAAGAAGAAUCUCGACAAGGCACAAGGCGCCGGCCUGCUUGCGGACACGCUCGAGGCGAAGAAAAUGAUUGUGCUGUACGACUCGCUGCAGCUGGCGCACAAGUGUAUUCUGAACUCGUUCUACGGCUAUGUCAUGCGCAAAGGUGCGCGUUGGUACUCGAUGGAGAUGGCCGGUAUCACUUGCUUGACCGGUGCGACAAUCAUUCAGAUGGCCAAGGAGUUGGUAGACCGUAUCGGUCGCCCUCUCGAGCUGGACACGGAUGGUAUUUGGUGUAUGCUGCCUGGCACCUUCCCCGAGAACUUUACGUUCAAGUGUAAAGGCGGCAAAAAGUUCGGUGUGUCGUACCCCUGUACGAUGCUCAACUACCGUGUGCACCAGCGCUUUACCAACCACCAGUACCACGACCUGGUCGACCCCAAGACGGGCGAGUACUCGGUGCACAGCGAGAACAGUAUCUUUUUCGAGCUCGACGGCCCGUACCGCGCAAUGAUUCUCCCGUCGAGUAAGGAGGAGGACAAGCUGCUGAAGAAGCGCUAUGCCGUCUUUAACGAGGAUGGUUCGCUAGCCGAGUUGAAAGGUUUCGAGGUCAAGCGCCGCGGUGAGCUGCAGCUCAUCAAGGACUUCCAGAAGCAGAUCUUUGGCAAGUUCUUGCUCGGUGAUACACUCACGAGCUGCUAUGCGGCCGUGGCGCACGUCGCCGACCAGUGGCUCGAUGUGCUCUACUCGAAGGGCUCGACGCUCCACGACGAGGAGUUGAUCGACCUUAUUGCGGAGAACAAGAGCAUGUCCAAAAUGCUCAGUGAGUACGGCUCGCAAAAGUCGACGGCUAUUACCACCGCACGCCGUCUCGCCGAGAUCCUCGGUCAGCAGGUCGUGAAAGACAAAGGUCUCGCGUGUAAGUUUAUUGUGUCCGCCAAGCCGUACGGCGCCCCGGUCACGGACCGCGCAGUGCCUGUCGCGAUCUUUAACGCGGAGCAGCCGGUUAAGGAGCACUUCUUGCGGCGCUUCCUCAAGGACAGCAGCAUCACCGACUUUGAUCUGCGCAGUAUCCUCGAUUGGAACUACUAUAUCGAGCGUUUUGCCGGUGUGAUCCAGAAGCUCAUUACGAUCCCGGCGGCGAUGCAAAAGGUGCCGAACCCCGUGCCGCGUGUGCGCCAUCCCGACUGGCUCCUGAAGCGUGUCGCGGCGCGCACCGACAAGCAUACGCAGGUCAAGCUCGCGACGCUCAUGCAGGGCGACGCGAUACGCGAGCGGACCAAGGCGCCGGUGCCCAAGGCCGCACCGGUCGUCGAGGCGCCGCCGCCUCUGCCGGAUGUGCCGAGCAUGGAUGAGGACUACCCUGGCUAUGUGCGUGCGAUGCGCGUUCGCUGGCGUAUGCAACGUGCUGCACGCCGCGAGAACCGCUCGGCAGGCGCGAGCGCCGGCACGCUCAAUGCUAUGAUCCAGCAGCGCAGCGGUGCGAUGGCCGCGUCGGCGUGGGACGUCGUUCAGCUGUGCCCCACCGCUCGCCCGGGCGAGUAUCGGCUGUGGGUGUACGUCGCACGACAGCUGCAGUGCCUCAAGCUGCACAUUCCCCGCGAGCUGUACGUCAACUUCAAGUUGCCACCGGCGCAGAAUGCCUUCCUGUCGUCGUACGUUGUUGAGCCGGUCGCACGUACGCUCCCCCGCGGCGCCGCAUGCAAGCACCUGGUCAAGAUCACGGUGCCCGAGUCGGUGUACGUUGCGGAAGAGGCGCAUUUUUCGACGCUUCUCAACCACCCCAACGUCGAUGGCGUGUACGAGCAGCAUGUCCCCCUUGACGUGCGUGCGAUGCUGCAGCUUGGUUCGUCGUGUGCCCUGCAAAAGAGCAGCGCGACGCGCCUUUCGCAUGCGCUCGACGCCGGCUUUGCGCUCGCGGACCUCGCGCACGUUGCUGUGCCGAGUGCGUCGUAUAUGCUCGGCGGCCGUGCGCUGCGCCACCUGUACCUCUACCACGCCGCGCUGGACCGUCGGCACGUCUUUGUCCUGGUGGCCACCGACGGCACGACGCGCGUGCACCUUGUCGACUCGGCGGGCCUGCGGCAGUGGCCGAGUGCCGAGGGCUUGUACGCCGAGCGCCUGGACGCGAUGCAGCGCUCCAAGCGCGUCGUGCAAGGCCAAGGCGCGUUUGACUACCCCUCUGCGCUGCACUGCGACGUCCAGGUGCACACGACCGAGGGUCGUGCCUUCCGUGCGCUUGCCAAAGACAUCAAGGAGCUGCGUACGGCAAAGCAGGGACCGGUGCAGCUUUCGAUCUGCUCCUCGCGCCCGUACGCCUACUACGACCAGCACCUGCAUGUUGGCAGCGAGCUUCCGGUGCUCAUGAUCCCUGCGGCGCGCCACGACGAUGCGCUGCCCGCGCUCGGCUGGCAGCUAUACGCUGCACGCCGCUUUGUGAACUGCUACCUGCGCACUGCGGCGUGGAUCGAGCGCUGGAUCGAGCUUGCAGCGCACCUCGACGUGCCGUUGUGCAACAUGCCGCGCGACUUUGCCGUGUUUGGCAGCGACAUGGACUUUGCGCGUCGUAUGCUGCAGAACGACAUGGUCCUCUGGUGGUCCAACAGCCCUCGCCCCGACCUCGGCGGCCGUGAGCACGACGCGCAUGCCGGGCAUGCCGACGAGCUCGAGACGCUCGAGAUCUCCAACGCGGGUGCGUACAGCAACGUGUGUCUCGAGGUGGGCCUGUCGGACCUGGCCCUGGACGUUGUCCUGCAGUAUGCGUCGGUGAAUGCGAUGGAAGGCGCAGGCGGUGCCUCCCUUGCGCUCGAGUCGUCGUCGCACACACUGGACGAGUACGCGCACGGCGACGUCCCCCUCAGUGCGGACCUCGGCGACGCGGUGCUCACUGCGCAGACCUUUUCGACGGUGCGCGCGAUGGUCAAAGCGUGGCACGUGGAAAAGACGCGCGGGCAGUCGACGUACGGCGCGCUCCUCGCCGACAACUUUUGGCGUUGGGCGUGCAGCUCGCGCUCGGCCCUGUUUGAGCCUGCACUGCAGCGUUUCCUGCAGCGCCUUAUGCGCAAGACGCUUCUGCAGCUCCUCGCCGAGUUUAGGCGUCUCGGUGUGAGCGUCGUGUACGCGAGCUACACGCGUCUCUUUUUGCUCACCAACAAGCCGACUGCGGGCAGCGCCGCGGCGUUUGGACGCUACCUGAUGAGCGCAGUGACGAGCCGUGAGCUAUUCAAGCACCUUACGCUCAACAUUGUGCACUUCUGGGAGUACCUCGUCUUUCUCGAUAUUGCCAACAUGGGCGGUGUGAUUUGCCACGAGCCCGAUGCGGUCGUGCCUGUUGAGCAGUUUGACAUCGAGAUGGCGUGGAACGUGCAAGAAUUUUUGCCGGUCGCGCUCCAAGGCCGAUUCGCCAAGCUCGUCGGUCUUUACAUCUACGACCUCUACACGGCGAAGCGCGCCACGACUGCCAAGCAGCAAGGGCGCCCGGUGAUGCGCACGCUGCCGACCAACGCCCCAGACAAUGCCAACUGGCUCCCUGGCAACACCAAGGAGGACGAGAAGGAAGAGGCAGAGACGACGCACCUCGACGACGUGCGCAAGAUUAUUUCGCACGCCAUGACGCGCCGUCUGCUCAAGGCCGUGCAGGACGUGCAGGCAGAGUAUAAGCUCGCGCACACGGCGCCCGAUGGCCUCGCGCCAUGGGCGUUCCCGGUGCUCCCGGGCUCGCACCUGCCUAUGACGAAUCCCGCGUUGGAAUUCAUCAAGUCCACGACGCGCGUGCUCGCCUUGCACCGCGAGUGUGCACUCGAGGCGCAGGUAUGCAAGCGCAACCUCCUCGACCUGAUCGGCGUGCGCGAGUUUGCGCCGGCCGCCGAGUGGCGCAACCCCUGCCUGAGCUUCCGCCUGCCGUGGGUCAUCUGCCAGUUUUGCAACGACGACCGCACGCUCGACCUGUGCCGCGACGCGGACCUCGUCGCAAGUGCUGCACAGAGCCCUCGGGAAUGGCGCUGCUCGCGCUGCGACUUCCCGUACGACCGCACGGCGAUCGAGAUGCGCCUCAUUCAGAUCGUCCAGCAGCAUGUCGCGCAGCACGCCGUGCAGGACGUGCACUGCGUGCGCUGCAAGCGCAUGAAGACCAGCAACCUCGCAUCCUACUGCCAGUGCUCCGGCGCAUGGCAGCACAAGAUAAACCCGGAAGACACCAUGCGGCGCCUGCAGCAGGCGCGCGCCAUCGCCGAGUUCCACGCCUUCCCCUUGCUCCACGCGACGCUCGCGCACCACCUCGCGGUGAUAUAG